This is a messenger RNA of Cadophora gregata, 1275 nucleotides long. RefSeq lists its product as uncharacterized. The record is from RefSeq and is a predicted model, not a curated record. Bases 1 to 1275 code for a protein of 424 amino acids. The transcript has 4 exons. NCBI's taxonomy places the organism in Eukaryota, Fungi, Ascomycota, Leotiomycetes, Helotiales, Ploettnerulaceae.
AUGUCGUCACGCACAGUUCCCAAAAUAGAAGGGUACACGAUCAAUGAAGCGAGCGCCGCCAAGAUCCGAAAGACAAUCGACGACGUAACCUCUUCAAAAGACAAAAUCCCCGGUUUCGUCUUCGUAGCCGUCAACAAAAAUGGCGACGAGAUCUUCUCCCACGCCUCCGGCAAACGAGGUGCGGAAACUAAAGAGCCGAUGACUCUCGACUCCGUCUUCUGGAUUGCAUCAUGCACGAAGAUGGUAGGUGGGAUUGCGUGCAUGCAGCUUGUUGAUCAAGGUAAAUUGAGUUUGGAUGAUGCGGAGCUGGUGGGGAAAUUGGCGCCGGAGUUGAAGAAGGCAAAGAUUUUGGAGGGGUUUGACGAGAAGGAUAGGCCGAUUUAUAAGGAGAAGAAAACUGGUAUUACGUUAAGGCAAUUGCUGAGCCAUACUUCUGGCUUGGGGUACACUUUCUUCAAUCCCGAGAUUAAGAAGGCUGGUCUUCCAAGAGGUAUCGAUGAGUUUUCUGGUCGAAUUGAGGACAUGGAACCUAUUUUGCUAUUCGAGCCUGGUGCCAAAUUCAACUAUGGCACUGGAAUCGACUGGGCAUGUGUUCUCGUCGAGCGAGCAACCGAACAAUCGCUUUCCGACUAUAUCAACAACAAUAUCUUCUCUCCCCUCGGCAUUAAGAAUAUGUCCUUCUUCCCACCACAAUCAAUGAAAGACAAUCUCGCACACAUGCACCAACGCUACCCAGACGGCCACAUCACCACACGAGAACACCUCCUACGCGGUCCCCUCUACGCCAACACCCCCUCCCAACAAAAGACCAUCUUCAACUCCGCUGGCGCAGGCCUCUUCGCCCAACCCCGCGAAUACGUCAAAAUCAUCGCCACCCUCCUCAACAAUGGCACCUCCCCAAAUACAGGAAAGCAAAUCCUCAAACCCGAAACAGUCGACGAGAUGUUCAGCAACCAAAUCCCAGACAUGCCGAAUUUCGGACGUGAUCCCAUCCAAGCUGCGACUCCUGAGCUCACGAACCCGAUUCCAGAGCUGUAUCCCCAGCCGAAGGAGCAGGAGCAGGGGUGGGGAUUGACGUUUAUGUUGACUAUUCAUCCGGGUGCGACGGGGAGGGGCCGCAAUACGGCGUGGUGGGCUGGACUGCCGAAUUUGUUUUGGUGGGCGGAUAGGGAGAAGGGGGUUGGUGGGAUGGUGGCGAGUCAAAUUGUACCGUUUGCUGAUGCGGAAGUUAUGGGACUUUGGGCGGGAGUGGAGAGUGCGAUUUACCAGGGUUAG